AGUCGGAUGGAAGUGAGAAAGAAAGAAAAGGACAAACUUUCUUCUAAAAUUAAAACCAUCCAGAAGGAUAAGAAGGAACUGGAAAAUCAAUUAACAGCUGUGAAUGAAGAGAAAGAACAUUUCCAAUCUCGCGCUGACAGAAUGGAAGAGGGGAGAGAUGAUUUGUCGGCUCAGCUUAGUGAGACUCGCAAACAAUACCAGGAAUUGGACGAGGGAUUCGCGGCUGUGUAUGCGGAGAAACAAGAACUGCACGUUCGUACUAUCAGCUUGGAGAAUGAGAAAGACGAACUUUCAGCUCAGCUCAGGUUUUCUUUAUGCGAUGAUGAUGAUCAACAAAUAAAUGGGCUCAUCACCCAACCUACCAUCAAGCUGCUCUCAAGUUUCUUUAUUGCUGCCUUAUCCGUAUUACGACAAAUGGCGACGAGGAUGGGAUACGGAUGUUUGUGGAUCAUCGCAGAUUAUCGCAGAUGCUACGACUGA
Messenger RNA from Strongylocentrotus purpuratus (purple sea urchin), 480 nucleotides. RefSeq lists its product as uncharacterized. The record is from RefSeq and is a predicted model, not a curated record. Bases 7 to 480 code for a protein of 157 amino acids. Lineage: Eukaryota; Metazoa; Echinodermata; Echinoidea; Camarodonta; Strongylocentrotidae. The transcript has 4 exons.